AUGGCUGCAAAUUAUGAUGUAGAGUGCUUCGCUGUCUCCGCCACUACUAACGACAACGUGGACAAUCUGCUUGCGUGGAUAGUGGACACCUUCGCUCCUAUCACAGCGACGCGGGCGGAGAUCUCUUCAUUUCGCCUGCAGUCAUUUUUGCAUUCUUUACUGGAUGUAAUUGCAGCAUGCUUUGCCCUUCCAAAUGCAACUCGGACUCCAGAUGUGGACGAGGAAGUAUCCAAGCUUACCAGCUACGAGGACAUUCGCUCCCUAUUAAGAGGUGAUCUAGCUGAGAAAUGGGAUGCCAACCUGAAACAUCGUCUCCUCGCCGACCACGCACAAUAUGUUACGGUACAUCGAAUAACACCAUCUUUGAUCCUCAAGGAAGGUUCGGCGUGUGGCCCUUCUGAGCGCGCCACCAUGGAAUAUGUUCUCCAGCACACUACGAUACCUGUCCCACGUGUCCACUGCCCGGACCAACCCCAUCUCAUUAUGGAUCACAUAGAAGGGGAAAUGCUAUCUGAAUGCUGGGAUCAGCUCUCCUCUUUCAUGCAGUUUCGUAUUGCGUGUACGUUGCGGCUAUAUGUCAGACAGUUGCAGAACCUGAAGUCCCAGCAUGUCGGCGAUGUGGAGAGUGGAUAUGCAGGGGGGAUCUUCUUUGACGGGAGCUGGUAUGGGCCAUUCGAUUCCGUCAAACGCUUCCGGCAGUUCUGCGAAUGGAUAGCCUUUGAGGGCUGGAGACCAUUUGCAUGUGCAGCCCGACUAAAUCAGCGGCCAAUACCUCCCUUGCCAAAUUCCUGCAGUGACUGGGCACCCGUCUUUACGCAUGGCGACCUCAACCCGAGCAACAUUCUGCUCAGCAAAGAUGGUGUCCUCUGGGUUAUUGAUUGGGGCGAAGCCGGCUUCUAUCCGUCAUGUAUGGAGACACUUGUCAUGCGCCACCAUGAUACGGUGGUGCAUGCAGAAGACCAUCCGCCAUCAUGGAAGCGCUACAGGGAGUUCAUUGCAGGUAUAGCUACGAAGGAGGAACAGGAAUUCUGGGGCCAUUUUCAUACAGCUAUUCAUCGUUUUCCCGGCAGAGAUAUACAGUAA
Messenger RNA from Gloeophyllum trabeum ATCC 11539, 1083 nucleotides. RefSeq lists its product as uncharacterized. NCBI's taxonomy places the organism in Eukaryota, Fungi, Basidiomycota, Agaricomycetes, Gloeophyllales, Gloeophyllaceae. The transcript has 3 exons. The record is from RefSeq and is a predicted model, not a curated record. The coding region runs from base 1 to 1083 and encodes 360 amino acids.